Terrapene triunguis (Three-toed box turtle) is the source of this 630-nucleotide messenger RNA. RefSeq names its product low-density lipoprotein receptor class A domain-containing protein 1. Gene Ontology annotation, molecular function: protein binding. The transcript is spliced from 6 exons. The record is from RefSeq and is a predicted model, not a curated record. NCBI's taxonomy places the organism in Eukaryota, Metazoa, Chordata, Testudines, Emydidae. The coding region runs from base 1 to 630 and encodes 209 amino acids.
AUGAACAGAACUCAUCCUCAGAGAAGUUUUGGUGGAAUCUUAUUUGACUCAACAAAGUCCUCCUCUGAAGAAAGAGAUCGCUGCCAGGAAUGCAGUGCAUGUUUAAGUUGUACUCGAAGAUGCCUCUGUAUCUCCAUUAUUGCGCUGCUUGCACUUGGCGUCGUAGGUGCUAUCAUUGGUUUUGCCGUCACAUUUGGACUCCCGCCACCCACUCCUGUGAACCGUUUCUGUGUGACUUCAGGUAAUCAGACUGGCUUUUUGUGUGAUGACAGAGUGACUUGCCUUUCAGCCAGUCAGAUCUGCAACAGAAUCAGAGAGUGUGUUAAUGGAGAGGAUGAGCAGGAGAAAUUAUGUAAUGAUUUGCCCAGUAACCUGCCAGGAUACUUGAUCUUCCGCUGCAGCAACCCUGUGUACUGGAUCUAUGCUGAUAAGAAGUGUAAUGGCGCGAAUGACUGUGGAGACUGUUCUGAUGAAAAGGGGACCUUGGCUAGCUGCCCUCCUUGUGGGACUCAGUGGUGGAGCUGCACACCGGUGUUUUUUGAGUAUUGCACCUGCAUUCCCAGGGCCCUCUGCGGAGACAGAAUCCAGCACUGCUCAGACUGGUCUGAUGAGUAUGCCUGCAAUAGAUGA